This is a messenger RNA of Pezoporus occidentalis (night parrot), 1585 nucleotides long. It is a transcript of the gene TMEM132A, whose product is annotated as transmembrane protein 132A. The annotation marks the transcript as partial. Gene Ontology annotation, cellular component: endoplasmic reticulum. The record is from RefSeq and is a predicted model, not a curated record. The transcript has 3 exons. NCBI's taxonomy places the organism in Eukaryota, Metazoa, Chordata, Aves, Psittaciformes, Psittacidae.
CUCUCCGGAGGAGCCCGGUGCCGGUGCCGGUUCCCGGGAUGGGGUCGGCCGGGGCCGCGGCUGCCGCCCUCAGUUCCAGCGCACGGCGCUGCGGGUCCUGGCUCGCUUCGCGGCGCGGCCGCUGGCCGGGGGCCGGCCCCUCGCCUUCCUGCCCGGCCCCGCCUGGCUCCUCGAUGUCACCCCCUUGGUGGCCGCACGCACCCGCGUCCAGGACCCCCGCGUGGCCGCGCUGGAGCCGGGACCCGUCGUGGUGGGGCUGGAGCCAGGGGUCACCUCGGUGGAGGUCCGCUCCCCGCUGUCGGACUCCAUCCUGGGGGAGCAGACGCUGGUGGUGUCGGAGGAGAAGGUGACGGUGACGGAGCUCCGGGCCCAGCUCGUGUCGGGGCUGUCCCUGGCGGUGCGGGCAGAGCCGGGGCACCGCGGGCUGGUGACCGCCAGUGCCAUGGGCACUGGGACCCUGCGGGUGCCCAAGCAGGAGGCGACGCUCUCGGUCUGGUUGUCCUUCUCCGACCACACUCUGGCCCCGCUGGAGCUCUAUGGGUGGCAGGACACGGCUUUGACCGUAACCUCGCUCGACCCCACCGUGGCCACCAUCGGGGGCUCCCCGGGGGUCCCCACCGCGCACCCAUGGGUGGUGGCCGAGGGCCCGGGGCGCGGGGCGCUGCUGCAGCUCAGCCUGCACCCUCCGGACGCCUGCCGCCGGGGUCGGCACCGAGCCGCCGCGCUGGCCACCGGCACCGCCUGGCUCGAGGUGCUGGGGGGCCACCCCGCUGCCACCCCCGGUCCCCCCCAUGGGCCCAGCUCCCCCUUCCAAAGGGCGGAAGGGGCCAUGUCGGGGGAGGCGGUGACGGCGGCCAGCGAGCCCCGCAGGAGGGAUGCAGCGGGAGCGGGACCGGCCGACACCAAGCUCCAAAGGGGGGGGUCUUCCUCGGAGGAAGAGGAGGAUGGGUACGGCCGUAACCGCGCUGGGGAGGAGGAGGAGGAGGAGGAGGAGGAGAUGGUGAAGGCUCCCGAGCGCGUAACCGACCUGGAGAUCGGCAUGUACGUCCUGCUGGGGGUCUUCUGCUUGGCCAUCUUCAUCUUCCUCAUCAACUGCAUCUUCUUCGUGCUGCGCUACCAGCAGAAGGAGCUGCCCGACGCCGCCGCCGCCCCCUCGGCCCCGCAGCCCCACAACUGGGUCUGGUUGGGCACCGACCAGGAGGAGCUGAGCCGGCAGCUGGACCGGCGGCAGCCCGAGCCCCCGGCCCCCGACGAGGCCCCCGAUGGGCGCUGCUGCUGCGGCUCCGAAGCGGGGGGUACCCCCAGCCCCCCAACCCCAACGGGUGCUCCCCAGCCCCAUAGGGAAGGUGGAGCCCCAAGGGGUGGCCGGAGGAAGAGGGUGGAAUUUGUCACCUUCUCCCCAUCGCGGGCCCCCGAGGAGCCCCCCGAGCCCGUCCCCAACGUCCAGUCCAUCCUGGUGGCCAGCGAGGACGACAUCCGCUGGGUGUGCGAGGACAUGGGGCUGCGGGACCCCGAGGAGCUCCGCAGCUACAUGGAGAGGAUCCGGGGCAGCUCCUGACCACGGCAGGGGGCAGCUCCCAGUGUU